CGACAGGUAGCAUCGCGGUCGUGGCAGCGACCACAUUGCUCGCUGCCUCUCGUCCUCGCAGCGGCGACUACAUGGAGGUCGAGUCCUCGAUGAUGGCGCCGCCUGUCCCGGCAAGCUGAGCGGUCAAAAUCAGUUGGCCAGUAUGCAGCGGUUCCAAGCCGUGGUGGCGACCUUCGCCGCGUCCAGCCCGUCCGCGGCCGACGACGUAGUGCGACCGCCCGCCAUCGUCGGACCUUCCAUCGUCGUCACGUUCCACGAGCUGCAUGAGCUCGUCACCGACGUCGCCAGCGCGCUGGCCACCGCGGCCCUUCCGGUCGUCGCCCUCGCGCUGCCGUUGGGUGUGCCGCAAAUCGCAGUCCUGUACGGCGCUACGAUCACGCCUUCGACGCUCUUUGUACCAAUCGAUGAGAUGCAGUCCAUCGUUCGGAAUCGCAGCCUCUUGCGGGACGCUGCGGCCACGGGACUCGUGUGCACACCGACGUCGCCGCUGCUCGCUGCGCUUCGCUCUGAAUUGGGCGGCGCCGUGGCCGUGCGGCUUUUGACCCACGCCCUCGGCGACGAUAUCGUGCUUGCGACGUGGCCGUCCGCCGACAUGGCGCCGACCUGGGCAUGCGACCCCGAUGCCAUGUACGUCCUGUACACCUCGGGCAGCACCGGGCGCCCGAAAGGCGUCAUCGGCUCGUACGCUGCCACGUGGCAUCGACUCGAUUGGAUGUGGGCGACAUUGCCGUUCGGACUGGGCGAACGCGUCCUGCGGCACACAACACUCACGUUCGUCGACGCCAUCGCCGAGGUGUUUGGCACGCUCUGCGCUGGCGCGACGCUCGUCCUGCCCUCGUCGACGUCGGUAUCCUUUGCGCCGCCGGUGGUGGCCGACCUCGCUGGCUUUGCCCUCUCACUACGUCGCUUUUCUGUGACUCGAAUGACGCUCGUGCCGAGCGUGCUGCAACUCCUCUUGCAAAUGAACCUGCUACCGCCCUCUCUGCGCUGCGUGGCCGUGAGCGGCGAGCCACUGCACGCAGAUCUGGUCGCGACGCUCUUUGCUACACUGCCAUCGGUGCAGCUAUUGCAUCUCUACGGCAGCACCGAGGUCGCGGGCGAUGCGACGUUUUGGCUCACAACAACGGCGGCGGCACCCGUGCCUGUGGGCACCGCCAUCGGCGCGACCAAGCUACGGCUCGUCGAUGCCUCCGGUGUUGAGAUCACAAGCGACAAGACACGUGGUGAACUCUACAUCGGUGGCCCGCCGCUCGCGCGAGGCUACGUCAACAUGUCGGACAACGAGGCCCACCGCUUUUGCACUUUGCACGGCGAGCGCUGGUUCAAGACGGGCGACGUCGCGUACUUUGCUGAAGGUCUUUUGUACCUCUGUGGUCGCAACGACGGGUAUGUCAAAGUGAGUGGUGUGCAGGUGCACGUACCCGCGAUCGAGUCCUCAGCGCGAAUGUACCUCGGACGACACCACCGGCGAUGGAAGGUCGCCAUCGCUCCGGUCGCUUCCUCAGAAAGCUGGCAUCAGCUCGACACCGUCGUGCUCUGUGUCGGCAUCGACGACGAAGCUGUCGAUACCGAUGCGCUGCGCCACGCUGUCGAGAGAGCGCACCCACGAGUGGCCAUGCACGUACUGAGAGUCCCCUAUGCGCAGUUUCCAGAGACGUCGAGUGGCAAGGCCGAUCCGUCUCAGAUCCCAGCGCUGUUUGCGCAGCGGUCAUUGCCGUCGUGGCUGCGCGCGCUGCUGCCAACGGGUGGCCUCGCUUCCACCGGUUAUACGCCCAGCCUAGUGGACCCGUCACUGACGUUGACCGAGCUCGGCCUCAACUCGAUGGCUAUGGCCAUCGUCCUCCACACACUCCAAACGCAGCACGAGACGACGCUGCGUCCGGUCGAGCUGGCCGACAUGACUGUCGCCGCACUGCAGUUGCUCGUGCAGCGCAAGCGACGUCGUGUCGUGUCGCCCGACGCAUCAGCGAUGAAGCGGGCGCGCGUGACGCUGCGGACCGACGCCGUGCGAUGGCAAGUGCCCGUCCGCAAGUGUAUUGACGCGUCACCGCGCCUCGCUAUGACGUCCACGGGCGAGUACAUCGUUGUGGGGUCCCAUGACCACACCGUCCUCUGCACCACCGCCGACGGUCAAGUCGUUUGGCGCAAAGAGCUACCCGAUCGUGUCGAGUCGAGCGCGGCCAUGACAGCCGAUCGGCUGGUCGUCGGCUGCUACGACGGCGGCGUCUACUGCCUCGAGAUCCUCACCGGCAGCACGUUGUGGGUUUAUUUCACGCAGGACCAAGUCAAGUGCUCGCCGGUCGUCGUCGAAGAGGAGAACGCGGUCGUUGUCGGCUCCCACGACCACCAUGUCUAUGGCCUCGCACUCGACUCGGGCGCGUGUUUGUUUAAGUUGCCAUUCACCAAGAGUGUCUUUUCCAGCCCGGUGUACGCUGCCAAGGUGCUCUACUGCGCGUCUCUGGCCGGCGAGGUCCGCGCCUACGCAUGGCCGUCACUGCGUAUGCAUGAGGCGCCCACGCCGCUGUGGCAACAUACGUGCACCGCCCCUGUAUUUUGCAGCUUGCGCCUCGGUCGGUACCACGAUCUGCUGCUUGUGGGGUGCGCCGACGCGUCUCUCUACGCGCUCUCGACGACCACAGGGACGCCUUUGUGGUCAUAUGCGACGACCAAACCCAUCUUCAGCGCCCCAAGCGUUGCGACGAUGAGCGAUGGAAGCGAAGCGGCUGUCUUUGGCUCCCACGAUGGUGUCGUGCGCUGUGUCUCGAUGGUCGACGGUACUUGCAUUGCAUCGGUCGACCUCGGAUGCGCCGUUUACGCAUCACCCGCGACCCUGCCCGACCGAACGACGCUGAUGGCGUGUGUCUGCACGACCAACGGCCAUGUCUACCUCUGGGAACCCGUGGUGUCAUCGCGUGCGACACUGCUCUUCCAUGGCGCUGGCGACAUCUUCUCGUCGCCCCUAGCUCUCAAAGACGGCUGCAUAGUCGUCGGUACGCGCGGCGACGUGCUGCUCGCGUUAUCUCUGCCCGACAAUCCGCAUCGCAACGAAUAAGAAACACUAUGGAUCGUCAAAAACAGACAAGUUGUCUUUU
Messenger RNA from Saprolegnia diclina VS20, 3092 nucleotides. RefSeq lists its product as hypothetical. Gene Ontology annotation, molecular function: protein binding. NCBI's taxonomy places the organism in Eukaryota, Oomycota, Saprolegniomycetes, Saprolegniales, Saprolegniaceae. The transcript has 10 exons. The record is from RefSeq and is a predicted model, not a curated record. Bases 143 to 3052 code for a protein of 969 amino acids. Gene Ontology annotation, biological process: amino acid activation for nonribosomal peptide biosynthetic process.